Biomphalaria glabrata is the source of this 1944-nucleotide messenger RNA. RefSeq lists its product as uncharacterized. The record is from RefSeq and is a predicted model, not a curated record. NCBI's taxonomy places the organism in Eukaryota, Metazoa, Mollusca, Gastropoda, Planorbidae. The coding region runs from base 31 to 573 and encodes 180 amino acids. Gene Ontology annotation, biological process: synaptonemal complex assembly; reciprocal meiotic recombination. Gene Ontology annotation, cellular component: chromosome. The transcript is spliced from 5 exons.
GUCUAAAAAUAGUUUCGAUUGCACUAAAAAAUGGCGUCUGCUAAGCCAAAAGAAACAGAUUAUUCCCAGUGGCCAGUCAUUGUUCACACUGAACUAACGAAUUCGUCUGUUUCAAAACUACUGAUACAGAAAAGAAUAAAAUUGCGAACAUCCAGCCUAUUGUCGGAAGGUAUGGUUCUCUUCCCUAAAGCUAAAGUUGUCUUUCUGAUACUGGAGCUCAAGAAACAACUUUUGUCCGAGAUGGAAACCUCAGAUGCUGGACUGCUUAACGAUGGAAACAAUUGUAGAAUCUUCAAUAGAAUUGAAAAGCUGAAGUGUUUCCAUGGAAUACCGGUGGUCUUACUUCUGGCACCACUGUUCACCAGUAAAGAGUUCAAAGCUGUGUCAGACCUGCAGAUAAAAUACUUGAGUGACAAAGUUUCCUUCGUACCGACACACGAUGCCGAGGAAACAGUUGCAGCCAUGAUAGCCAUUGCUGAUCUUCAGACCCCGCCCAAGUCUGAUCUCCUCGCCGAACGGUUUCGAGAAUUACGUAGCAGUCUUCUUAAGCCUGCGUCUUUCCUCGCCCAUUAAAGUGAUAGCACAGGAUUCCUGGCUGAGCGCUUCAUUGCUGACAUAAUAGGCUACUUACAACAGUGUAUGUGUGUUGAGUGUGUCUAGAAAAAGGGGGGGGGGCAGUAGGCUGUAAAGUAGAAAUGAUUACCUGUGUGUGUGUGUGUAUCAACAUUCCCCCGUGUCGUCUUGUCAGAAGGAACGGGGAAAUCGUGCAUGGAAAAUUGUGUAUUUCACUUUUUAGUCCAAGGGUUCUCACUCGAAGUCACCCGACCCUUAAAAAAAAAGGAAUGUAGAUGUUCUCUUGUUUGUGUUGUUAGCAGGCAGCACGUCCUACUAGAAAGAGUGAAAAGAGAACAACUCAAGAAGUAGUUGAAGGAGGUCAAUUAGAACUUUGAAUCCUUCAAGCAUCCUCUGACAACUCAAUGUACAUGUAGGUCUACUCGAGAUAUUGGUUGACUCUAGGCUUACACUAGGAAUGAUACAUAAUUCAUUAGUAGGAUUAAUACAGAAUCACAGCAGAUCUCUUGAUGGAUGCUCUAUAAGAUUGUAAUACAGCCGUAGAACUUCUCUAAACAGUGCAAUGCUGAUGCUCUAUGUUUGUGCAAGUCUAACACCAUCCUUCAUGAAGACAAUUGUAGGUGGAAACAACGUUGAUAUUUUACAAGAGGCUUUUUUUUUCUGCUUUCAAAACAUUUACGUGCAGACAGACAACGCAAACACAAUAGCGGUUCUCUAUUCUGCGACUAAAAAGAAGUGUUUACCUAUAGCCUACCUCUAAACAUAAACGCUCACACACACAGUAGAAUGUUGUUGUUUUUUUUAAUGAAUGGACCAGUUGAAAACAUCUGCAUUUAUUUUGAACACCUGUCGCUGUAUGUAAUAACUUCAUUUCAGACUUUAAAACUUUCAAUAAAUAUUUAGAAAUUCGGCUUCAAAGAAAUAAAUCGGCGUACGUUUAGUCCUUACCUACCCUCCUGCUGCUGGGGCCAGGAACAUAGGCAAGAGUCAUUCAGUGCAGUACUACAGUAGAAAGGUGUAAGGGAAGCAACUGAGCCAUUAAAUAGUGCCAGCAGAAGUGAAUGGGUUUAUCUUACGUUUGGAAAGAAAAUGUUAUGGAUGUGAGUUAAAACUUUUCACUGAUAUAUAUAUAUAUAGAGAAAGAGAGCCUACAUAGCUCACUGUUUUCUUGUAACUCAAUUUUUGUAAUACAGAGCAUUACAGUUCAUGCUGCAUUGGUUCAAACAAAUAUUUAUGUAUUUUGAAGUGCUCAUUUUGUUUGUGCCUAUUAAGAGAAGUGUAAAUGUUUAGUAAUUAGCCUAGAUAUGUGCAGAAAAGAAAAGUAACUUAUCUAUUCAAGGAUUGUUUACUGUCUGCUUCAUUGCCUAGCUU